Messenger RNA from Arachis stenosperma, 2715 nucleotides. Its product is annotated as delta(14)-sterol reductase-like. The coding region runs from base 1422 to 2345 and encodes 307 amino acids. The transcript has 15 exons. Gene Ontology annotation, cellular component: endoplasmic reticulum membrane. Gene Ontology annotation, biological process: sterol biosynthetic process. Lineage: Eukaryota; Viridiplantae; Streptophyta; Magnoliopsida; Fabales; Fabaceae. The record is from RefSeq and is a predicted model, not a curated record. Gene Ontology annotation, molecular function: Delta14-sterol reductase activity.
CUGAAGCUCCGUUUCUUUCUCCCUCCCUCUCUUUCAUACACAGAAACUCAGCCAAAAAACCCUAGCCUAAACUGUAAGCCUACACUGUAAGCCUACACCACUGCCGCAAGGAGUGGCAUAGUGCCGCCGUCCGUCCAUCUAUCUAGCUUCCCUCGUGCUCCAAGUCUUCAACCCCUGUUCGCUGUUACCGAUCGCAGCUGCUUCCUCGAGCUCGGCGUCCGUCGUCUUUGUCUGUUCAGCCGCGCUUCCGCCGCCGUUUGUUUGCCGUUCACGUUCGCGUCUUCGUUCGCGUUCUUCGCUGUUCAAGUUUGCUCGGCGUUCAUCGUUCGCGUUCACUCGCCGUUCACCAUUCGGGUUCGCAUUCGCGUUCAUCUGGAAGCCACGUUGCUCUGCUUCAAACCCUGCGACCAACCCGCGCGCUCCACCUAGCCGUCGAACUGCUCUCUUUUGUCGCCGCCGUGAGUUGCCACCAGACAAUACACUCACACAACACGAAUAUUCUGCUUCAAACUCUGCAACUUCUUAUUUCUAUUACAAUAAGAAAUUCUUUGAGGUAUAUAAGAAUUAAGAAGGAAGACUAUUUCAACGGUAUUACUCUGUUGAUUCUGGUUUGCUACAAGCUUGAACAUAGAAUUGAAGAGAGAAACCCUUUAUUAUUUCAUCAUUGGCCUAUUUUUGGCAUUGCAUAUCAUUGUAGUUUGUUGUUCAUAGUAGUUGUUUAUGAUCCCCUUUUGGUAAAAAAAAAAGUAGUAGAAGAGUGUUUAGAACCAGUUGCUUUAUUCAUUAAAUUUUUAUAGAAUCAGGUGUUUAUUAUAAAACUGUUUUUCUGGUUGAAUGACGGUUGAACCGAUUAAACCAAUGAAUUAGUGAAUCAGUAACUAAAACGGUUUGAUGACCGGUCCGGUUUUUAGAACCUUGGUUCAGAUUCAUUCACUUAGGUUACGCCCAAAAUUAAAAAUCCCAAAACCCACCCACCUAAGGAGCUGUAGCCGCCGGCCAUACCCUUAGAGGCAGCAGGAGGAGGCAGGCCCGAUUGGCUCCGUUGGCCAGUUCAGAAGGUCGCCGUCGCCGGCGUUGGUGCAGCCUUUGUCCUUGGCCACGUCGCCCUUGUCGCCCGCUUUGCCGCCGUUUCCCGUGCUAUUGUCAUUGCCCGCUGCUGUUGCCGAUUUAUUCUUGGCAUCAUCGCUCUUCUCACCUGCGUUGCCUGUCGUCGCCGGAUUUGUUGACACUGACGUCUCUUGCUGUCGCUGCUCACUCCCCCACUUCCCUGUUCUUAACUCAGCAUCGUCUUCUUCAGAAUCUUGAGUACAAUAAAGUAGCAACAACAGCACUGCAGCAAUAAUCGAAGUCACAAUCUUCUCUGACACUAAAAUCACAAUCAAACUACUCAUUCCAUUCAGAUACAAGGCUCACACGUGCUCAUGGAUCUGAGUUCUCUUCUUCAAGCUCUUAUACCAUCAUGGAACUCAGCUUAUUUGCUUCUGGGCUUCUUUGCUUAUUUGGCAAUUGCGGGAUCCAUUGUGCUGGGAAAACUUGUUCCUGGGGUUGUUCUUGCUGAUGGAACUCGCCUUCAUUAUCGCUGUAAUGGUUUAGUCUUGCUUCUUCUGUUGGUUGCACUUCUUGGGAUUAGUGCCAAGAUGGAUUUUGUAUCUCCUACCGCUAUAUCUGAGAGAGGAUUUGAGCUGCUGUCCACAACAUUUAUCUUCAGUUUUCUUGUGACCCUGGCACUUUAUUUUGCGGGCUGCAAGUCACAAAGUAAAAGUUCAUCACUAAAACCUCAUACCACUGGAAACCUGAUACAUGAUUGGUGGUUUGGAAUACAACUGAAUCCUCAGUUUAUGGGUAUUGACCUCAAAUUUUUGUUUGUUAGAGCUGGAAUGAUGGGGUGGCUGCUUAUCAAUUUAUCCGUUCUUGCAAAGAGCAUUCAAGAUGGUACUUUGAGCAAAUCAAUGAUUCUCUUCCAGAUAUUCUGUGCAUUAUACAUCUUGGACUACUUUGUGCAUGAAGAGUACAUGACAUCAACCUGGGACAUAAUUGCAGAGAGGUUGGGCUUCAUGUUGGUCUUUGGAGAUUUAGUUUGGAUUCCUUUUACUUUUAGCAUUCAGGGCUGGUGGCUCUUAGCAAACGAGGUGGAGUUAACAACGACAACCAUUAUAGCUAAUUGCCUUGUCUUCCUGAUUGGAUCAAACUUUGCAGAUACAUGGUAUUUCGAGGAGCAAACAAGCAAAAACAUGUAUUCAAAAAGAAUCCAAAGGCCCCUAUUUGGGGUAAGCCUCCAAAAGUCAUUGGUGGAAAGUUACUUGCUUCUGGUUAUUGGGGUAUUGCUAGACAUUGUAAUUACCUAGGUGACUUACUUCUUGCUCUCUCCUUUAGCUUACCUUGUGGGAUAAGUUCACCAGUUCCAUACUUCUAUCCAAUAUAUCUUCUUAUUCUGUUGAUAUGGAGGGAGAGAAGGGAUGAAUCUCGUUGUGCGAAGAAGUAUAAAGAGAUAUGGACUGAGUAUCGAAAACUUGUUCCUUGGAGAAUAUUGCCAUAUGUGUAUUAGAAAGAAAAGAAGAAAAAGAAGUCUCCAUUGUAUUGGCUUUUCCAUUUUUGUAGAACUGAAACUAUUGAUAGAAGUUGCAUACUGUUUAUGAAGGAGUUUAUUAAUAAGAACCUGUGUUUGAUUUUAUGAAACUGAGAUGAAUAUUUUAGCAAAGUGGUCUCUUUUCUUUA